GCGCGAUUCCCUUGAUGCCUAGCGCACCCACCAGACCACAACUUGUUGAAAAAAAUAGUGUGUUGCCAUCAUGGCUUCCUCCAAAAUGAAGCUUUCUGAUGGCGACUGGGUUUGUCCCGACCCAAAGUGUGGAAAUAUGAAUUUCGCGCGUAGGAGCUCUUGUAAUCGCUGUGGUAGAGAAAUGACAUCUUUGGCAGAGAAAAAAUGUGUUGAUACAAUCAAGCUGAGUGGAGUAGAGCUGGGCAAACAAGCUGCAUCAAAAAGUGGAGGUCUGUUCAGUGCAGAAGAUUGGAUUUGUUCAAAGUGUGGCAAUGUGAACUGGGCUCGUAGAAACUCCUGUAACAUGUGCAACAAUGCAAAGUUUUCUAAAGUAGAAGCCAGAACAGGUUAUGGAGGAGGGUAUAAUGAAAGGGGGACCGUAGAAUACAAACCCAAAGAGGAAUCAGAUGAUGAGUAUGAUGAGUUUGGUAGAAGGAAAAAGAAAAAGGGUUCCCAGAAUGCUGUCACGCAGAAUGAACCAAAACCUCAAGUGAUUGAAAGCAAAAAGGAAAUUGAGGAAGAGGAUGAAGAAGAAGAUGAUGAGGAUGUUGAUGUUUCAAAAUACAACCUUGAUGAUGAUGAGGGCGAUGAGGAUGAUGAUGAUGAUGAUGCUGAUCUAUCAAAGUAUGCUCUUGAUGCCUCCGGUAGUGAAGAUGAAGCACCCAAGAAAAAGGGCCGUUCAAGAUCAUCAUCCAGUUCUAGAUCCCGUUCACGCUCUCGUUCUCGGUCCCCAAAAAGACGACGUCAUGGCAGUCACAGUAGUUCUUCCUCAUCUAGCAGAGGCUCAUCUCGAUCCAGUUUGAGGUCCCGUUCCUCUAGGAGCUCAUCCUCAAGAUCAAGAUCCCCACGGCACAAGAGAACACGCUCAAGCUCCAGAGAACGGUCUCGGCGUUAGUAUGAUUGCCCUCAACUCAAGCUGUUAGGUCAAUUGCUUUGCAGGAGGUCACUAUGACUGGCUGUUAGCUGUCGAGUGUAGAGAUUUAGCAGGGUUUGAAGAAGCCUUAUAUAAAGCAAAUGUUGCUUCUUCCAUGCUCUGCAAUACUGUGACAGAACUGGUGCAGUUAUCCACUUGGUAGAUAAUACAAGAAAAAGAAGGCGCCAUACUGUAGCUGUGCACUCAGUAAUGUCUAAAAGCACAAUCUUAUUCAUAGUCAUCUUGUAGUGUUUGGUAAAAAUAAAAGCCAAAAUUUUUGUGA
Nematostella vectensis (starlet sea anemone) is the source of this 1235-nucleotide messenger RNA. Its product is annotated as zinc finger Ran-binding domain-containing protein 2. NCBI's taxonomy places the organism in Eukaryota, Metazoa, Cnidaria, Anthozoa, Actiniaria, Edwardsiidae. Gene Ontology annotation, molecular function: lipopolysaccharide binding; RNA binding. Gene Ontology annotation, biological process: RNA processing. The coding region runs from base 71 to 934 and encodes 287 amino acids. The transcript is spliced from 11 exons. The record is from RefSeq and is a predicted model, not a curated record.